AUGGCAAAUAACGCGACCUCGCCGAGACAAGAUGCUGCACGGCCGCAAUUGUCCAGCUCCAUGAGGAGCAGCUCCUACCUCAAUGACCACCAGCAGUACCGCCCACCCCGUCAAGUAGACACGCAUUACGGGAUAGACACUGUGGUCGAGGACAUGAAUACCUCUGGGUCGCCGAAACCCGUCCUGCCUUUCCGCGGUAUUCCCUCGGAGGACAACCCGCCGACCGUGGUCGACUCUGGGGUGACACACUCGUAUACGCAUCCCAACUGUGCACCUCCAACCGGCACAAACACCAAUCGUCUCAUUGCGACUCUCAUCUACAAGCAAAGAAGCAGCACGGCUGGUGCUGCGGGCUCGCGGUCCUCGCUCAAGGGCGUCAAGUCGGAAAGCAAUGAGUCGCUCCCGGCGAACAUGGCGCCUACGACGGAUAUGGACGCCUUUCCACUCGAGCCUCCGACGCAGGAAAGCGAAAAGCUGGAUUACAUCUACGGCUCGUACAUUUCACCGCUGUGCAUCACCUCAUUCCUGCACUUGAUGUCGGAUUUCCCUAUGCCCGAUGAUUCAGAUGAGCUGUACUCGUCCCACCGCUGCCUGGACAAUCAGGAGACUCCCCGCGUCGUGGAGCUCACUCUCUCCCCUGCGCCGUCACCGAAAUAUCUAUCGCUGAAAGACCUUCGGAAACAUGAGAUGAUCUACCGUUUCGAGCAGGAGUGGAAUGUGGAUGUCAACCUGCAGCGCGAGUCCGUGUGGAGGAGGCACCCGAGGCUGGUGGUCUUUGACAUGGACAGCACGCUGAUCACGCAAGAGGUCAUUGAUCUUCUGGCGGCGACUGUCAAGGACCCUCCUGAUCUGGCAGAGAAGGUGGCUGAUAUCACCCACCGCGCUAUGUCCGGCGAGCUGGAGUUUGAUGCGUCAUUCCGGGAGCGCGUGGCCCUCUUGACCGGACUGCCGGCAACCAUUUUUGAAGAUCUCCGAUCGAUCCUGAACAUCACGCCCGGCGUACCGAAACUGAUCAAGGCUCUCAAGAGGCUGGGCAUCAAGACUGCCGUCUUGUCGGGCGGAUUCCUCCCGUUGACCAGCUGGCUUGCGAGAGAGCUCGGCAUCGACCAUGCCCAUGCCAACGAGGUGGUCAUUGUCGAUGGCAAGCUCACCGGCGAAGUGCAAGGCACAAUCGUGGGCAAGGAGCGCAAGCGUGAUCUCCUCGUGCAGAUUGCCGAGCAGGAGGGCAUCGAUCUGUCCCAGGUGGUGGCCGUAGGCGACGGGGCCAACGACCUCUUCAUGCUGGACAAGGCCGGGCUAGGUGUAGCGUGGAAUGCCAAGCCACGUGUCCAGAUGGAGGCCGAUGCGCGGUUGAAUGGGGAGAGCUUAGUAGAUUUGCUGUAUCUGUUUGGGUUGACCGCCGAGGAGGUUGAGCAACUGACGCAAUGA
Molecule: messenger RNA, 1428 nt
Organism: Emericellopsis cladophorae
Lineage: Eukaryota; Fungi; Ascomycota; Sordariomycetes; Hypocreales; Bionectriaceae
Product: Phosphoserine phosphatase-like protein
Exons: 1
Coding region: 1-1428 (475 amino acids)
Biological process (GO): dephosphorylation; L-serine biosynthetic process
Cellular component (GO): cytoplasm
Molecular function (GO): magnesium ion binding; L-phosphoserine phosphatase activity
Source: RefSeq, a predicted model, not a curated record